CAUAUUCUGAAGCCAAACGCAGACUUAUCAAGUUCUGUGAAACUAGUAGUACUGCUCUGAAGAAUUAAUACUGAAGAAUUAUUAACGUCUAAGCCAAGAGUUCGUGUUCCAAAACGCAAGUAUUCAUCUUCUGAAGAGGAGACUUCUGUCAUUAGUACUUUGAAUAAUCAAAAUUUGUCCAGAAAUGUUAAAGUUACUCAAAAAACUCACACUGAAAUCCAGAAAGGUUUAAUGAACAUUCCAAAACCAAAAAAACCGAUUGAUUUUUUUAAUAAUGAUGAUGAAACCCUUCAACAAACUCCUAACAUUCUAAAACCAAAAAUCACUCAAAAAACUCACACUGAAAUCCAGAAAGGUUUAAUGAACAUUCCAAAACCAAAAAAACCGAUUGAUUUUUUUAAUAAUGAUGAUGAAACCCUUCAACAAACUCCUAACAUUCUAAAACCAAAAAAACUGAUCGAUUUUUUUAAUGAUAAUGAUGAUGAAAACCUGCAGAUUAAUAUAACUGAAGAUUGUACUGUAUCUAGUCCAGAAAUGUUUACAGAAAAAAACACUACAACAGACUACAGUCAAGGUCAAGAUGAACACAUUAUGAUGUGUUUAUAA
Messenger RNA from Acyrthosiphon pisum (pea aphid), 606 nucleotides. RefSeq lists its product as uncharacterized. The record is from RefSeq and is a predicted model, not a curated record. The transcript has 7 exons. NCBI's taxonomy places the organism in Eukaryota, Metazoa, Arthropoda, Insecta, Hemiptera, Aphididae. Bases 232 to 606 code for a protein of 124 amino acids.